UUUUCUUCCCUUUCCUCCUCCGGUCUAUGUCCAAGCUAGAUUAAAAACGGAUCUUUCCUUUCUUUUCUCGAAAAAGAAAAUUCAAAUUAAUUAUCUCAUCAAUCAAACAUAUGCUUGCAAUGGAGAAUAUUGAGAAUAUUGGCGAUGAGUACAAAAAUUAUUGGGAGACAAAAUAUUUCCUUGAAAACGAAGAAUACAGCAGUUGGGCGAUUGAUGAAUUCUCCGGCUACUACGAUUCGAGUUCUCCAGAUGGAGCAGCCUCCUCCGCCGCCCCCAAGAACAUCGUUUCCGAGAGAAACAGAAGGAAAAAGCUUAACGAACGCCUCUUUGCUCUCAGAGCUGUUGUUCCAAAUAUCAGCAAAAUGGACAAGGCUUCAAUUAUCAAGGACGCCAUUGAUUACAUCCAGGAACUGCACGAUCAGGAGAGCAGAAUCCAGGCGGAGAUCAUGGAGUUGGAGUCUGGAGAACUGAUGAAAAAUCCAGGGUUCGGGCAUGACCAAGAGCUACCGGUGUUGAGAUCCAAGAAGACAAAGCUCGACAACAUUUUUGAUUAUGGAGGAUCAACAACUUCCCCUAUUGAAGUUCUUGAACUGAAAGUGACACACAUGGGAGAGAAGACGAUGGUGGUGAGCAUAACAUGCAGCAAAAGGACAGACACGAUGGUCAAAUUGUGUGAGGUUUUUGAAUCUUUGAAGCUCAAAAUCAUCACAGCGAACAUCACUGCGGUCUCCGGUAGGCUGUUGAAAACCGUGUUUAUUGAGGCGGAUGAAAGGGAGAAGGAUGAGCUAAAGGUGCAGAUUGAAACAGCCAUUGCAGCUCUGAACGAUCCGCAGAGUCCCAUGAGCAUGUAGCGAUGCUACUUUUCAUCUUCGUAGAGUAUUUAGUUUUCGGCAGUCUUUUAAGGUAAGUUUGGUGAGUCCAUGUGUCCUUGUAAAAUAAGUGUCUCUCCAAUGCUCUUUGUUUGAAUUUCAAUGGAAUAAUACUUCUCUCUUUUCCAAA
Molecule: messenger RNA, 999 nt
Organism: Hibiscus syriacus
Lineage: Eukaryota; Viridiplantae; Streptophyta; Magnoliopsida; Malvales; Malvaceae
Product: transcription factor bHLH35-like
Exons: 5
Coding region: 111-851 (246 amino acids)
Biological process (GO): regulation of DNA-templated transcription
Cellular component (GO): nucleus
Molecular function (GO): sequence-specific DNA binding; protein dimerization activity; DNA-binding transcription factor activity
Source: RefSeq, a predicted model, not a curated record